AUGCGUUUCGCCGUCUCGACAUUUAUAUCGGUCCUCGGUCUGUCACUAGCUGCGGUUAGAGCUGUGAUGGAGGACGUUCCACACACGGCACUUUGCACCCGUAAUGCGCAGGUUCUCUUGAAAGUUGAACGUGGACAUUGCGGCUGUGGCAUGCCCAUUGGUGCUCCUACGACCAUGUAUCACGAAUGCCAGGGGCCGAGGUGCCGCGCCUCGACAAAACGCAUACGCAUACACUCAGGUGUUUGUUUGGACGAAGGCCCGGACUGUGCGCCCGUGGAUGUAGUGCCUACCAUGACGGAAAAUGAAGUACCACUGACAUUAGAUGCGUGGCGAGCAGGGGAGUCGACGAAGCUCGUAUCAGCGGCGCAAACGGUCGCAGAUUGGCGACCGGGAACUCCCCCUCACGAACUGAUCGGUAGCGAACUCGGUGAUACCUCUGCAAGCUUCACGUCGCCAACCAAGUAUGGAAAGUGGGAAUCCGAUCCUGAAUACUGGCACUCCAAAAACUGUCGUGUCCGCUCACCUUUGCUCGAGAGUGCCAGCUCCUGUACCGCCGCAACAGUAUGA
Messenger RNA from Puccinia triticina, 567 nucleotides. RefSeq lists its product as uncharacterized. Lineage: Eukaryota; Fungi; Basidiomycota; Pucciniomycetes; Pucciniales; Pucciniaceae. The transcript is spliced from 2 exons. The record is from RefSeq and is a predicted model, not a curated record. Bases 1 to 567 code for a protein of 188 amino acids.